UCUCCAUUUUCAGAGGAGCAGAUAAUGCAGUGGUUUAUUCAAAUGACUAUGGCUCUGCAGCAUAUUCACUCCAAGAAAGUUCUUCACAGAGAUUUGAAAUCACAGAAUGUGUUCUUGACAAAGAAAGGAGUUGUUAAAAUAGGUGACUUUGGAAUUGCGCGAAUGAUGGAGAACACUUUUGAUAUGGCACAAACUUGUUGUGGUACUCCAUGUUACUUGAGCCCUGAGCUAUGCCAAGAUAUGCCGUACAGCUCCAAGGCUGAUGUCUGGGCCCUUGGUUGUCUUCUUUUUGAGAUGUGUGCGUUGCGUUAUGCUUUUGAUGCAACAAACUUUGUCAGUUUGUUUUACAAGAUUGUCAAAGUGGACCACGGAGAAGUUCCAUCACGGUAUUCGCCUUCCUUAAAAGCCCUCAUCAAACAACUUUUGGCAAAGUCCCCGGAUGACAGACCAUCUGCGGGAGCAAUCCUUAACCUGUCUUUUGUUCAAGAGCAUCUCGCAAUUUUCAUCAAAGAAAAGGAAAAUCUCCAAGAGUCGUUGCAUGCAAAACAGCUGUUGAAGACCGCAGCUGGGAGUAGAAACAAGUCUCCCAGCAUGCCUCAGCGGCCAUUGUCGGCUGCAGGAAUCAAAUCCCCGGAUGAGAACCGCAGAUUGACGAAGGUCAGAUGCAAGUCAGCUCAGCCAAUAAACAGAGAACAUCAGCCAAUACCGACAGAGCAAAAGAAAGAAGUCAGUCCAAUAUGUCAGCCGGAAGACCCUGGCGAGUAUUCCGACGAUUUCGACGAGUCGGACGACGAAGAUUACUCGGAUGAAUUCGAAGAUGAUUCGGAGCUAAACGGUAACUCACUGAAGAAGCCAUUAUCUGCAACAAAACUGACAGAAAGUGGAGGUGACGAGGAGACAGAAAAUGAAUAUCCUGAUGACUUUGAAGAUGACUCCGAAGAAGAAGAGGUUCUAGGUGACAUUUUGACCAAUGCCAGAGCUGCUCAUGAUGGUGAAGUACCGGAAGAAGAAGUCGUUGAGGACUCCGACAGGCCAUUGUCUUGUAAACAGAAGCUCAAAGAGCAUGUGAUAACAGUUAUCGGAGAAAAAAUGUUUGAGGAAGUACGGGAGAGGUUUGCCAAAGGAGAGUUGGAAACUGAUCAAAGACCUGAAUUCGAACAAGUAACAGGAUCCAAAAUGAUGGAAACUUGUUAUCUGGUGAACGAGUUAUUCAUUGGAUCAGAGAAAAGAAGUUGACUUUGUCUUAUACAUAGAAUCACUGCUGUGUCAGAGAGAAAGGAACGAACCUAUGACUCCGUUUCAUAGACAUUGAUAAAUCUUAGUUUUUUCUAGCAAGAUUUAGCGAUCAUCGUGACUAAUUUAACUUAGAGCUUUCGAAGAGUGGGCGUUAUGCUUUAGUAUUAUUAUAAUUAUUAUUUUUAUUAUUGUUAUUGCUAUGAUUAUUAUUAUUAUCAUUUUUAUCAUGAUUAUUGAAUCCUCUACUGAUUUUACCACAAGUCUAGACAUUAAGAUAUUUGGCAAAUUUAAACUUUUCUACGACUCUGUCAAUCCUUGUAAACAAGGAAUUAGAAUUGUGUUUUCAUUUCAGUUGUAAAUAUAUUUGUAUCUAUUGUCUAGCCAAAAAUUUAUUGUGUGAAAAGUUUGUAUAUUUUUAGAAAUAAAUUGCAGAUAGAAGAGAAAGUCGUCAUUAGAUGAUAAGAGCUGGGUAACUGGCCAGAGCACACAGAUGAUUUUUAAUACCGAUUCUAAAUUUGCCUUUUUGAAAGGAAUGUUUUUUGAAGCACAUGGCAAAAUUAAAAAUCCUUUCGACUUUG
Pocillopora damicornis (cauliflower coral) is the source of this 1814-nucleotide messenger RNA. Its product is annotated as serine/threonine-protein kinase Nek1. Lineage: Eukaryota; Metazoa; Cnidaria; Anthozoa; Scleractinia; Pocilloporidae. Gene Ontology annotation, molecular function: ATP binding; protein kinase activity. The record is from RefSeq and is a predicted model, not a curated record. Gene Ontology annotation, biological process: protein phosphorylation.